AUGUACGCGACUGUUGCGUCGCGGGACCGGCGGCCAGCCAGCCGCCCGGCCAUGAUCAUGAACAUCCCGAUCAAGGGCAAGAAGCAGACCAAGAGCCAGCGCAAGGCCGCGGCCAAGGCGCAGACGGAAGCGGCGCCGCAGAUCGUCCAGUGGGUCGAAGAGCGCCUCGACGACCACGUGUGGCGGCUCAUCUUUGAGUGCAUGGAC
Molecule: messenger RNA, 207 nt
Organism: Saprolegnia parasitica CBS 223.65
Lineage: Eukaryota; Oomycota; Saprolegniomycetes; Saprolegniales; Saprolegniaceae
Exons: 1
Source: RefSeq, a predicted model, not a curated record